Molecule: messenger RNA, 858 nt
Organism: Physeter macrocephalus (sperm whale)
Lineage: Eukaryota; Metazoa; Chordata; Mammalia; Artiodactyla; Physeteridae
Gene: TSPAN11
Product: tetraspanin 11
Exons: 7
Coding region: 9-770 (253 amino acids)
Cellular component (GO): plasma membrane
Source: RefSeq, a predicted model, not a curated record
CAGCAGCCAUGGCCCAUUACAAGGUCGAGCAGGACGACGGGCUGACCGUCUACUUGAAGUAUCUACUCGCCGUCUUUAACUUCUUCUUCUGGAUGGGGGGUGCCGCGGUCAUGGCCGUGGGCGUCUGGACCCUGGUGGAGAAGAGCGGCUACCUCGGCGUCCUGGCCUCCAGCACCUUUGCCGCGUCCGCCUACAUCCUCAUCUUCGCGGGCACGCUCGUCAUGGUGACCGGCUUCCUGGGCUUCGGUGCCGUCAUCCGCGAGGACAGGAGCUGCCUCUCUGCGUAUUUCUGCCUGUUGCUGGUGAUCUUCCUUGUUGAGCUGGUGGCGGGGGUCCUGGCCCACGUGUACUACCAGAGGCUGAGCGAGGGGCUGAAGCAGCACUUGACCCGGACCCUGGCCGAGGAUUACAGGCAGCCCGGCGCUGCGGAGAUCACAGCCUCCGUGGACCGUCUACAGCAGGAGUUCAGAUGCUGUGGAAGCAACAGCUCAGCCGACUGGCAGCACAGCACGUACAUCCUGUCUCCAGAGGCCGAGGGCCGCCGGGUGCCCGACAGCUGCUGCAAGACCGUGGUGGCACGCUGCGGCCAGCGGGCACACCCCUCCAACAUCUACAAGGUGGAGGGAGGCUGCAUCGCCAAGCUGGAGCAGUUCCUGGCCGACCACCUGCUGCUCAUGGGGGCGGCGGGCAUCGGGGUGGCCUGCCUGCAGAUCUGCGGGAUGAUUCUCACCUGCUGUUGGCACCGGAGGGUCCAGCUGCAUUUACACUAACGGCCGACCUCGCCCCCGUUCCACUGCCGCUCGCAAGCGCAGGGGCCCAAACCCAUCGGCCAGGCCUGCGAUGUCAGCAUCAGCUGGC